UAGUGUAAAACAAGACUACAAUGAGUACAUGUGGACUAUGAGAAAGGAUUUCGCUGAACCUGAGCCAGAUCCAAUACGUGUUGUUAAGACAGAACUUAAAGACAACGACGUUUAAGAGUUUGUUGUACUUAUAAUUAAUACCAAAUAAAAAAAAUUUUAAAAUGAGUGACCAAAAAUUAGCUGAAAAUAUCGGAUCUUUGAUAGCAAAUGAAAGUUAUUAUUACGUUGCCGUAAAAGGUUCGCCAUUUGCUACCGAUUGUGCUGUGUUUGGAUUAAUUGCCGAUGAAAUGCAAGCACUUUGCAAACGUUUUCCUAAUUCAGGAUCUGAUGUUAUCAAUGGAGUUACGAUUAAAGGAGCUCCGAUACCGGUUAUAAAUGCACUGGCUGAAUUAGGAUAUCGGAUCGUAUCUAGUACUGGAGAAGCUGAAAUACUUUGGACAUUGCAAAGAGAAACUUAAAUAAAAUAUUAUCAAUUAUUUCCCGUGUAAAAAAACUUCGAGUGGAAUUUUUGUAAUUUUGAAAGUAAAAAAAAAAAUUUAUCUAGGAUUUUAUGAGCAAAAUUUGAGUAAAAUGUUUUUGAGUAAAGUAGUAAAAAUGUGUUUUUAAAAAAAUAUUUUCAAAACUAUAGGUGCAGCUUUUUAAGAACUUUUUUUUUUUUUUUUAUAAUUUAUCGUUUUUAAAAAAAUUCAAAAAUCAUUAGACGUCGGUUAACUUCAGUAUCAUUUUUGAAACUCAAAAUUCUUUAAAAAAUUUUUUGUUUACUAUCAAAAUUACAAAAAUUCUGAUCUGUCUCAUCUCGAAAAUUUUUGGAAUCUUUUAAACUGAUUUUUUUUUUACACGGGUUAUAUUGAUAAUAUUUAAAAAAAAAUAAUAAUUCACUAAAUAUUGAUAUGGAUGUUGCACUUGAUAUUAUAUUAUAUAUAUAGAAAAUAGUCUAUUAUAUUAAACGAAGGUCAAUUUAUUUUUAUCAUACAGUAGUUACUGAAAUAAUUCCAUUAGAAUAAUUAGCUUUUUUCUUUUCAAAUAAUUUUUUUCUACUCAACACAAUAAUAAUAUUUUAUAAACGCAUUUAAAAUAAUUUACAAACAUAAAUUUAUUUUUUGAUAAUAUCAUAGUUAAUUUUAAAUUUAAAAAAAAAAAUCAAAAAUGACUACAAACCAAAAAUAAAAUGAAUUUUUAAAAAUAAAUUUUACUAACUUUUUAUACAUCUAUUUUAAAAAAAUUUUAAUGUUAUAUUCAAAAACAGGUACAACUUAUGAAAUUAAUAAAUAAAGUAGAGGUACCAGUUUUGGACACUUGAAUAAUUUAAAUAAAUCAAUUUGUAAAAUACGCAAUGACAAUUAAUUUUCAAAAUCUGUACAAAUAUUAUUUUAUCACAUAGUUAAAUUGGAAAUUUUAUUUUAUAUAUUUUCAUUAAUUAAAAUAAAGUAUUAAGUGUCGAAAAAUGGAGCAGUGGCCAAGAAUGGAACUUCUACUCUACUUGAUCAUUAAAAAAUUAAAAAAAAAAAAUAUUAGUAUUAAAAAGUAUUUUAUUUAAAUAAUUUAUUCAGAUUAUAUCUUUUCUGUACUUAAAAAAAAACAAUGGAACAAAUUCGUGUCAAUUUUUAAAUUGUGAUUGAAAAGAUAAAAAAAUUAAACCAAGUGUGUAUGAUCAACAGUGCGAUAAAUAUGAACUAUAGUUUUUGAUCUUGAUAUUAAAUAAUUAAUUGAACAAAUGAGUUACCUAAUUACUGAUAAAUAUUCUUAUUAUUGUAUUAAAUGGCAGCUUAAUACUAUUGGUUAUGAAUUUAAAUAUAUAUAUAUAAUUGUGUGCAAUAAAAAAAAUUGCAUUUUA
Molecule: messenger RNA, 1834 nt
Organism: Microplitis demolitor
Lineage: Eukaryota; Metazoa; Arthropoda; Insecta; Hymenoptera; Braconidae
Product: ankyrin repeat domain-containing protein 39
Exons: 3
Coding region: 162-458 (98 amino acids)
Biological process (GO): negative regulation of biosynthetic process
Molecular function (GO): protein binding
Source: RefSeq, a predicted model, not a curated record